AUGGGGUUCCUAAAAGUGAUAUUCAUCAUAGCAAUAACCAUGGCUUUGUCCAUCACACUCACAAUGAAAAGCAUAACCCAAGAGGAAACAAAACCAACUUUUGUGCACCAUGAUUUACCCUCACAUGAGCAACAACCCUUGAUUCUACCAUUAUCCCAUCAUCAAAAAAAUGUGCUUCUUCCUCCUAAGAGGGUGAAUCGCUUCCUGGCUCAAAUUAAAAAUCCAAACGCUGCCGAUCAUUGCCACAAGGACAAUGAGAUUUGCUCCUUAAUCGGUGUCAAGAACUCCACAUGCUGCAACAACAAAUGCAUUGAUGUGGGGUAUGAUAAACAUAACUGUGGUGCAUGCAAGAAGAAAUGCAAGUUCACUGAGAUAUGUUGUAGAGGCCAAUGUGUUGAUAUCAACUUUGACAAGAGGCAUUGUGGAGCUUGUAACCACCGGUGUGAACGAAGUCAAUAUUGUAUCUAUGGAUUCUGCGAUUAUGCAUAA
Abrus precatorius (Indian licorice) is the source of this 489-nucleotide messenger RNA. RefSeq names its product stigma-specific STIG1-like protein 1. The record is from RefSeq and is a predicted model, not a curated record. Lineage: Eukaryota; Viridiplantae; Streptophyta; Magnoliopsida; Fabales; Fabaceae. The transcript has a single exon. Bases 1 to 489 code for a protein of 162 amino acids.